Paramecium pentaurelia is the source of this 873-nucleotide messenger RNA. Lineage: Eukaryota; Ciliophora; Oligohymenophorea; Peniculida; Parameciidae. The record is from the annotation of a GenBank genome assembly.
AUGGAUCAAAAUGAAUAGGCAAUUGAAUAUUUUGACAAAGCAUUGGCAGUCAAUCCGAAAUCUAUCAAUUCUUUAAAUAACAAAGGUAUAUUUAAAUUAAUUAUUUAAAGGUUUAUGCUUAUUGGAUAUGGAUCAAAAUGAAUAGGCAAUUGAAUAUUUUGACAAAGCAUUGGCAGUCAAUCCGCAAUCUUUCGAUUCUUUAUAUAAGAAAGGUAUAUUUAAAUUAAUUAUUUAAAGGUUUGUGCUUAUUGAAUAUGAAUCAAUAUGAAUAGGCAAUUGAAUAUUUUGACAAAGUAUUGGCAGUCAAUCCGCAAUCUUUCGAUUCUUUAUAUAACAAAGGUAUAUUUAAAUUAAUUAUUUAAAGGUUUAUGCUUAAUGAUUAUGGGUUAAUAUGAUUAGGCAAUUGAAUGUAAUGACAAAAUAUUGGCAAACAAUCCGAAAUCUAUAGAUUUUUUAUAUAGCAAAGGUAUAUUUAAAUUAAUUAUUUAAAGGUUUAUGCUUAUUUAAAAUGGGUCAAUAUGAAUAGGCAAUUGAAUGGUUUGAAAAAGUAUUGGCAGUCAAUCCGUAAUCUUUCGAUUCUUUAAAUAACAAAGGUAUAUUUAAAUUAAUUAUUUAAAGGCAAAUGCUUAUUUAAAAUGGAUCAAUAUGAAUAGGCAAUUGAAUGGUUUGAAAAAGCAUUGACAGUCAAUCCGCAAUCUUUCGAUUCUUUAUAUAACAAAGGUAUAUUUAAAUUAAUUAUUUAAAGGUUUAUGCUUAUUUAAAAUGGGUCAAUAUGAAUAGGCAAUUAAAUUCUUACGCAUGUGUACAAUCAUCAAUCCAUAAUUGGGAUAAUAAAUUCAACAUUUAAUUUUAUAAUCAGUUUAAUACUUAUGA